AUUAAUUAUUGAGUGCCAAAUUAGAAUUUGAUAAUUUUUUUUAAUAAGUUUUUUUCAGAUUGUAUUUUUGGUGAAAAAGAAAAAUGCACAAAAUUUUUUUUUUAGGAGGGAAAAAAUUCCGCUGACUUCCAAAUCCCCUUGGCCCCUUCCUCAAAAUUUAAAUAUCCAUUGAAGCACCUCACUAAAUGCAACUAACAAACGACUAUCAUCUCCCCCGCCACCGGCACUGCCGCUAUAGCCACCGCCAAUGCACAACCACUGAGACGAAAACAAACCCACAAAUUUGAGUUCAUCACAAUGUCUCCUCAGAAAAGAUCUCCACCUAGUCCCCCUUCAACCGUCAACGAUCUCAAGAACCGGGUCAUCACCUCUCUCAAUAAGCUCUCCGACCGCGACACUCUCUCUCUCGCCACCACCGAGCUGGAGACCAUCGCUAAGACCCUCAGCCACGACUCCUUCUCCCCUUUCCUUAACUGCAUUCACAACACCGAUUCCUCUUCCAAGUCUCUCGUUCGCAAGGAAUGCGUCAACCUCUUGACUCUUCUCUCCAACUUCCACGGCAACUCGCUUUCUCCCCACCUCUCCAAAAUGAUCUCCACCGUUACUCGCCGCCUUCGUGACGCUGACUCCGCUGUCCGAUCCGCCUGCGUCGAGGCCACCAGUGCUAUGUCGUCGCAGAUCACCAAGCCACCGUUUUCUACCCUGUCGAAGCCGCUUAUUGAGUUGUUGACGCUUGAGCAGGAUUUUAAUGCUCAGAUCGGUGCGGCCAUGUGUUUGGCCGCCGCGAUUGAGGCGGCGCCAGAGCCGGAGGCGGAGCAGUUGAGGAAGGUGUUGCCGAGGCUAGGGAAGUUGGUGAAGGGCGAGGGAUUUAAAGCGAAAGCGGCGUUGUUGAGCGUGAUGGGAAAUAUUGUAGGCGUUGGUGGCGCGUCGAGUAAGGGCGUGUUGGAUUGGUUAGUACCGUGUUUGCUGCAGUUUCUGAGCAGUGAGGAUUGGGCAACCAGAAAGGCGGCGGCGGAGGCCUUGGGGAAGGUGGCCCUUGCGGAGAAGGAGUUGUCAAAAGAGCAUAAAGUUGCGUGCUUGAGUUCUCUGGAGAGCAGAAGAUUUGAUAAGGUGAAGGCUGUUCGGGAGACUAUGAAUCGUACCUUGGAGUCGUGGAAGGAAGUUCCUGGCGUUUCUGAUCAAGUUUCAGUAUCAUCUCAAUCUAAAUCUUCUUCAACAGAUAAAGCUAUUGGUGAAAGCUCCCCUUCUGCCUCCGAUAAUUCUCAUGAAGUUGGUGUCAAAUCUCCUCAACCAAAGAAAACAGUGCCCGCAAACAGGUCCCCUCCAUCGGAUGCUUCGUCUGUGACCACUGCCAGAAAACAAUACUCUGUAAAGACUAACAAUGACAAUUCAAAGACAGCUAUGUGUCGUAAAAUGGACCACAGGAAAAGCUCCACCUGGAAAAUUGAAAUUGCUCUACCACAAGGCACGGGCUGUGGGGAUGAUAUCAAGAGGUGCAAUUCAGGAGUUUUUGAAUCAGGAGGGGAUCCAAACAAGGAGAAAUGUACGCCAGACACAAAACUUGUCCUCUGCAGUAGUGUCAGAGAAGAUAAACAGCACAAAUUUGGUGGUCUGAAAUCUGGGUCAAGGGUGGUUCCAUUCAAUGAUGAUGAUAACUUUUAUAACAAGGAUGUUGAGGUCAACAAUCCAAAUGAAGAAUUCUUUGAGAACAAAGAUAUUGAGGAUCUUUCUUUAAUCCGUGAUCAACUUGUGCAGAUUGAAAACCAGCAAUCCAAUCUUUUAGACCUUCUCCAGAGAUUCAUUGGCAGCUCCCAGCAUGGGAUAAAUUCUCUGGAGACACGUGUUCAUGGCCUGGAGAUGGCAUUGGAUGAAAUUUCUUAUGACUUGGCAUUAUCAAGCGGAAGAAUUCCUAAUGCUGACUCUGCGGAUAACACUUGUUGCAAUCUGCCUGGUGCAGAAUUUUUGAGUUCUAAGUUCUGGAGGAGAACAGAAGGUCGUUAUUCUACUUCAAGGUUCUCUUCACUUGGAAGCAUGCAAUCACCGCAUGCUGCACGAAACAUUCUCAAUAAAGAUGCCAGCACUGAAACAUACAAUUUGAAUAGCCAAAGAUUUCAGCAUCAAAACAGUAGUGGAUUCAACGCGAACCCAUUGGCUGAUGCCCGCAGUGUGGCAAGGAGGAAUUUGGGGUUCUAUUCAAGUCAAAUGUCAAAUAACACAAUCCAAGAUGAUGGACAAGAUCAAAAAUCCAAUGGGUUAAGUGAAAUUUCAUCAGUUUCUUGUCCAGCACCUGUGAACUUAUGCAGCAGAUUGUCUGCUUAGUCAAAGUGGGAGCAUUUUUCAACAGCAAACUUACCUGAGAACAAGCAUCCUUGGUCAUUAAAACCUGAAGAUGGCAUCAAGUCCGCCACAGAAGGUCAUGAAUGUGAAAUUUCUUACUUACUGCUGCCUUAUUGAUUAUUUGAGACUGCUGUAAAAUACUAUCCAAAUUCCCUAAUUUAGAGGCAGCAUUGUCUUUUAUGAGGUGCCAGAGCAAGUCUCUGCAGAAAAUAGUCUUAUUUAGCAUUUGCAUCCUCACCGAUUCAUGCUGUACAGUCUAUAGUCUUCAGUCCUCCACACUGCACGCCUUUUUGCGGCUUGUUUUA
Molecule: messenger RNA, 2642 nt
Organism: Hevea brasiliensis (rubber tree)
Lineage: Eukaryota; Viridiplantae; Streptophyta; Magnoliopsida; Malpighiales; Euphorbiaceae
Product: TORTIFOLIA1-like protein 4
Exons: 5
Coding region: 298-2319 (673 amino acids)
Cellular component (GO): microtubule
Molecular function (GO): microtubule binding
Source: RefSeq, a predicted model, not a curated record